Hirundo rustica (Barn swallow) is the source of this 1337-nucleotide messenger RNA. It is a transcript of the gene VDAC3, whose product is annotated as voltage dependent anion channel 3. Lineage: Eukaryota; Metazoa; Chordata; Aves; Passeriformes; Hirundinidae. Gene Ontology annotation, cellular component: mitochondrial outer membrane. The transcript is spliced from 9 exons. Gene Ontology annotation, molecular function: voltage-gated monoatomic anion channel activity. Gene Ontology annotation, biological process: monoatomic anion transmembrane transport. The coding region runs from base 87 to 938 and encodes 283 amino acids. The record is from RefSeq and is a predicted model, not a curated record.
CGGGGCGCGUGCGCAGCGGUGGCGCCGCGCAUGCGGACGUGGGGGCGCCGAGAACCGUACGGGAGCCAGCGCGGGCGGCAGAUCCAAUGGCUGUCCCACCAUCAUACAGUGACUUGGGAAAGUCUGCCAGAGACGUUUUCAACAAGGGAUAUGGAUUUGGAAUGGUCAAGUUAGAGUUGAAGACCAGGUCUUCCAGUGGGGUGGAAUUCACUGCUACCGGUUCUUCCAACACGGACACAGGCAAGGCUUCAGGCAGUUUAGAGACCAAAUAUAAGGACAAAGACCAUGGACUUACAUUCACCCAGAAGUGGAACACAGAUAACACACUGGGAACAGAAGUUUCUAUCGAGAAUAAAAUGGCUGAAGGGUUGAAGCUGGCUCUUGACACUACAUUUGUACCAAACACAGGGAAGAAGAGUGGAAAGUUGAAGACUUCCUACAAAAGAGACUAUAUACAUGCAGGCUGCAACGUAGACAUUGAUCUCUCGGGACCAACCAUUUAUGGCUGGGCAGUGUUGGGCUACGAGGGCUGGCUUGCUGGCUACCAGAUGGCUUUUGAUACAGCCAAGUAUAAGCUUUCGCAAAAUAAUUUUGCCUUGGGAUAUAAGGCAGGAGACUUUCAGCUGCACACUAAUGUGAAUGAUGGCACUGAAUUUGGUGGGUCUAUUUAUCAGAAGGUUACUAAUAAGGUUGAGACAUCAGUCAAUCUUGCAUGGACUGCUGGCAGUAACAACACACGUUUUGGUAUUGCUGGAAAGUACCAACUGGAUGAGAAGACUUCGGUUGUGGCCAAAGUGAACAAUGCCAGCCUCAUUGGAAUUGGUUACACUCAUGCCCUCCGACCUGGUGUAAAGCUGACCCUCUCAGGCUUGAUUGACGGCAAGAAUUUCAGUGCUGGAGGUCACAAAAUUGGGCUGGGAUUUGAGCUGGAGGCUUAACACAGCUUUUAAGUAAAACAACUGGCGGUGCUCUGGAAGAUGAAGGAAAAGUGUACCCAGUGCAUUUCAGCCUUAAUAUUACUCUGAAAUUUGAAGAAGUGUGAACUUUCUACUCUUCCCAAGAACGACUUCAACCCAAUGCUGAAGUCCGGAGCAUGCCAACACAACAAAGGAAGACAGUUGAAGGCAUGCAUGGAAGUUGUGAUGUUUGUGCCACAUUUCAGUUUUCCGUAUUUUAAAUCCGUUCUGAAAAAAACCAGAAGAAAAUCUAACCUCUCCCCAUUAUUGUAUUGCAUUUUGCAUGUCCUAUACUUCACAGCCUUUUAUAAAAGGAAGUCUCUGUGCUGUAGUGGAAAUCCGGGGUUACAUCAGAAUGAAAUAAAUUGGUCAUGGUCAGAA